AAGGUCGAGAUCGACUCCUUCUCCGGCUACCGUAUCUACCCCUCGAAGGGUCGUCUCUUCGUCCGCGGGGACAACAAGAUCUUCCGCUUCUCCACCUCCAAGAAUGAGUCGCUCUUCCUCCAACGCAAGAACCCUCGUAAGAUCGCCUGGACGCAGGUGUACCGCCGCAUGCACAAGAAGGGUAUCACGGAGGAAGUCGCCAAGAAGCGCUCCCGCAAGACCGUGAAGCAUCAGCGCGGUAUCGUCGGUGCCGACCUCGCCACCAUCGCCGCGCGGAGGUCCCAGACCGCGGCUAUCCGUACCCAGCAAAGGACAGCGGCCAUCCAGAAGGCGAAGGCCGAGAAGAAGGCCAAGGAGGACAAGAAGGAGAAGGCUGCGAAGCCCGCGCGUGCACCUACCGCUCAGCCCCGCGUAUCGAAGCAGGGCAUGAAGGGUGGCAAGGGCGGUCGCUAA
Epithele typhae is the source of this 453-nucleotide messenger RNA. Its product is annotated as 60S ribosomal protein L24. The transcript is spliced from 3 exons. Gene Ontology annotation, biological process: cytoplasmic translation. Gene Ontology annotation, molecular function: structural constituent of ribosome; mRNA binding. Gene Ontology annotation, cellular component: cytosolic large ribosomal subunit. The record is from RefSeq and is a predicted model, not a curated record. NCBI's taxonomy places the organism in Eukaryota, Fungi, Basidiomycota, Agaricomycetes, Polyporales, Epitheliaceae. The annotation marks the transcript as partial.